AUGCCUCCAAAACCUAGAGAUAAGAAGAUGAGAAAUAGCUUUGGUAGCACUGAGCUAAAUACUGAAGAUAGACCUCAUGGUAGCACUGAGCUAAAUACUGAAGAUAGACCUCAUGGUAGCACUGAGCUAAAUACUGAAGAUAGACCUCAUGGUAGCACUGAGCUAAAUACUGAAGAUAGACCUCAUGGUAGCACUGAGCUAAAUACUGAAGAUAGACCUCAUGGUAGCACUGAGCUAAAUACUGAAGAUAGACCUCAUGGUAGCACUGAGCUAAAUACUGAAGAUAGACCUCAUGGUAGCACUGAGCUAAAUACUGAAGAUAGACCUCAUGGUAGCACUGAGCUAAAUACUGAAGAUAGACCUCAUGGUAGCACUGAGCUAAAUACUGAAGAUAGACCUCAUGGUAGCACUGAGCUAAAUACUGAAGAUAGACCUCAUGGUAGCACUGAGCUAAAUACUGAAGAUAGACCUCAUGGUAGCACUGAGCUAAAUACUGAAGAUAGACCUCAUGGUAGCACUGAGCUAAAUACUGAAGAUAGACCUCAUGGUAGCACUGAGCUAAAUACUGAUGGUAGCACUACAGUGAUUGAUUCUGAUUCUCUUGUUAAACAAAUCUCUGAUAUUUUCUCCCCCCAGUUCGAAGGGGUAAAAAAGACCUUUCUUCCCUCACAAAGGAAAUUAGACAAUUUUCAAAUAGGUUAA
Molecule: messenger RNA, 702 nt
Organism: Bombina bombina (fire-bellied toad)
Lineage: Eukaryota; Metazoa; Chordata; Amphibia; Anura; Bombinatoridae
Product: serine-rich 25 kDa antigen protein-like
Exons: 1
Coding region: 1-702 (233 amino acids)
Source: RefSeq, a predicted model, not a curated record